AUGAAGUUGUCCUUCAACCUGCCGCUGCUGCUCUCGGCUGCCUUUAUGGCAGCGCCUGCGCUGGCUCUGCCAAACCUCCACGCCAUGAUGGCUCCUGGACCCAACGGCGAGCCUUCGCACCUUGAAAAGCGUCUCCUCUCGGCUAACCCGCUGCACCUGAACAACCUGUUCAACGACAUCAAGAACAAGGUUGCCGAGCUGAACAGCAACGUCACCGUUCCUGACGUGGGCAGCCUGCUCAACACCAAGAUUACUGAUAUCACGCCCGAAAGCAUCUACAACACCUUUGGCAUUCGACGAGACCUUGGACUCUUGCCGCCCGCCGAAGACAAGUACCACCCGUGGCAGCCUCCUCCCAAGGGUGCCAAGCGUGGACCUUGCCCUGGUCUCAACACAAUCGCCAACCACGGCUACCUUCCUCGCAGCGGUGUGAUUAACCCGAUCGAUCUGAUCGUCGGUACGUUCCUCGGCCUCAACCUCAGCCCAGACCUUGCUGGUAUCCUGGCUGCUAUCUCGUUUGUCGGCAUGGGUGACCUGCUGCAGAUGAAAUUGUCCAUCGGCGGCCGAUACGGACUUGGCGGCGGCUUGAGCCACCACGGUAUCCUCGAAGGCGAUGCUUCAGUGACGCGUAAAGAUAACUACUUUGGCAACAGCUGGGACGCUGACCCGAAGCUAGUCAAGCAGUUCAUCCAGGAGACCAACACUUACGGCAAAGGAAACGUCAACAUUUGGUCGCUCGCCAACUCGCGCUACCGUGCUUGGGAUUAUGGCCGCAAGAACAACCCGGUUUUCGACUUCAACCCCUGGCGAAUGCUCGUCGCAUACGGCGAGAGUGGUUUCGUGCACGAGGUUCUGCGUGGCUCUUUUGUCAAGUUCGACGAGACCAUGAUCAAGAACUGGUUCAUUGAUGAGAGGUUCCCCAAGGGCUGGUCCAAGAGGAUUGUGCCCAUGACGACUCCCGAGAUUCUUGCUUGGGCCGGUAUUGUGUUUGUGGCCAAGCCGACGAUUCCUGGUUGGAGCAUCGGCAAGGGCGCUUUCAUCCCCCUGCCCACCACUGAUGGCGCUUACCAGGAGCUCAAGUCGCUCCUCGACCCCAAAACCACCGGUGCCACGCUCGAGUCGCUGCUCUGCGAUGCUAGCAAUGCUGUCCUUGGCUUUUUCCCCUCGCAGAUCACCAACCUGCUUGGCGUUAUUGGCAUCAAGGGUGUUGGCGCCCAAUUCAAGUGCAAAUAA
Molecule: messenger RNA, 1233 nt
Organism: Mycosarcoma maydis (corn smut)
Lineage: Eukaryota; Fungi; Basidiomycota; Ustilaginomycetes; Ustilaginales
Exons: 1
Coding region: 1-1233 (410 amino acids)
Molecular function (GO): peroxidase activity
Source: RefSeq, a predicted model, not a curated record